AUUUAAUUACGGUAAAUUGGGCUAGGAUCCGUUUUGAAGGUGUUUUUGGGUGUUUAGUCCAACCUAAUGUGUAAUAGUGGUGAAGGUCCAUUACUGUACAUUUAUUAGGUCUACAAUCCAUUUUUAGACGAAAAUGCCCUGACUAGGUGUACUAUAUAAUGUUUUAUUUUUUAGUUUUUCAAUGUUACCGAAAGAGAAGGGUCAACCUGUUCGUCCAGGAAAACCCGCGGACGCUGCCGACGCUGGUGGUAGAGCUGGCGAUGCAGACCAACGCUCUGCAACGGGAAAUGAGCGUGGGGAUGGUAGGAUCGCGCUCGAGUGCGAGAAGCGGCCGGAACGGGACAGGACAGAGUUGCUGCAGGAGCCCCUGUGGAACAUGUACUGCAAAGGGAAGAAGUCCGGGUACGGGGUGAAGAGGGAGGCCACGGAGGAGGACUUGCAGAUAAUGGAAUUGCUGAGGGCAGUUUCGAUGGGGGCCGGGGUUUUGCCCGGGAAAUCCGACGUGGAAGGGCCGGACGGCGAGCUGGCGUACAUGAGGGCCCACUUCGAUUUUUGCUGUGUUCUUCUAUUUUUGUAUUUAUAGAGUUUAUUUGCUGAGAUAGCGUUAUCUAUUGCUGCUUUAUUCUGGUAGAUACUGAAAUUGUUUUUUGUUGAGAUAACAUUAUCUAUUGCUUUAUUCUGGUAAAUACAAAAAUUAUUGUUGCUGAGAAA
Messenger RNA from Rhododendron vialii, 711 nucleotides. Its product is annotated as protein MIZU-KUSSEI 1-like. Lineage: Eukaryota; Viridiplantae; Streptophyta; Magnoliopsida; Ericales; Ericaceae. The record is from RefSeq and is a predicted model, not a curated record. The transcript has a single exon. The coding region runs from base 182 to 583 and encodes 133 amino acids. Gene Ontology annotation, biological process: hydrotropism.